Messenger RNA from Cottoperca gobio, 2717 nucleotides. Its product is annotated as phosphatidylinositide phosphatase SAC1-B-like. Gene Ontology annotation, biological process: phosphatidylinositol dephosphorylation. The transcript has 15 exons. Bases 1 to 1275 code for a protein of 424 amino acids. Gene Ontology annotation, molecular function: phosphatidylinositol-4-phosphate phosphatase activity. The record is from RefSeq and is a predicted model, not a curated record. Lineage: Eukaryota; Metazoa; Chordata; Actinopteri; Perciformes; Bovichtidae. Gene Ontology annotation, cellular component: endoplasmic reticulum.
AUGAGUCUGCCUAUCCUGUACAUUUCAUCACCUAACACUGCUCUUAUCUUCCAGUUACACAAGUUUGUGUAUCCUGUGGUCCAUGGCUUCAUCACCAUGAAGUCGAGCUGCAUCAAUGGGAAGGUGUUUGAGUGGAGUAUUGUCUCCAGGAGGAGCUGCUUCAGAGCCGGUGUCCGCUACUAUGUCCGAGGCAUUGAUUCAGAAGGCCAUCCUGCUAACUAUGUGGAAACGGAGCAGAUCGUGCAGUACAACAGUGCCAAGGCUUCGUUUGUUCAGACAAGAGGCUCCAUCCCCUUCUACUGGUCCCAAAGACCCAACCUCAAGUACAAGCCAAAGCCACAGAUCAGCAAAACAGUGAACCACUUGGAUGGAUUCCAGAGACACUUUGACUCACAGAUUAUUCUCUAUGGAAGACAAGUGAUUUUGAACUUGAUCAAUCAAAAAGGCUCAGAAAAGCCACUGGAGCUGGCAUUUGACAAGAUGGUAACCAACCUAGGAAAUGGCAUGAUCAAGUACAUAGCCUUUGACUUCCAUAAGGAGUGCAGUCGGAUGAGGUGGCACCGCCUGCAGAUCUUAUUGGACAUGGUCGCUGAAAUGCAGGAUGAAUUUGGAUAUUUCCUGGUGGAGGCAGAUGGGAAGGUACUGUUGCACCAGGAGGGGACGUUUCGGAGCAACUGCAUGGACUGCCUGGACCGUACCAAUGUCAUCCAGAGCAUGCUGGCCCAACGCGCGCUGCAGUCACAGUUACGGAGAAUGGGAGUCCUCCACAUUGGCCAGCAGAUUGAAGAGCAGACAGACUUUGGGAAGAUGUACAAGAACGCCUGGGCAGACAAUGCUGAUGCCUGUUCCAAGCAGUAUGCUGGUACUGGUGCCCUGAAGACUGACUUCACCAGGACAGGGAAGAGGACUCAGUGGGGGCUGCUGAUGGACGGCUGGAACUCCAUGAUCCGAUAUUACAAAAACAACUUCUCUGAUGGUUAUAGACAGGACUCUAUUGAUCUGUUCCUGGGGAACUAUGCUGUGGAUGAAUCUGAUUGGAACACCCCGCUACGUGAGCCCAAAGACUGGAAGUUUCUGACGUUGCCUAUCGUCAUGGUGGUAGCAUUCUCCAUGUGUAUCAUCUGCCUGCUAAUGGCUGGUGACACGUGGACUGAGACUCUGGCCUAUGUUUUGUUCUGGGGAACAGCCAGCGUGGUGACGGGCGGCCUCAUCCUCUUUAAUGGACUGGACUUUGUAGAUGCUCCCAAGCUGGUCCAGAAGGAGAAGCUGGACUGAAUGUGUGUGUGUGGAAAGCAGCUGGGCCCCAGCGAGCUCACUGCCUCAACCUCCAGCUCUUCAUCACUUUACCCCCAGCAUCAGCAGGCCUGGAGCCUGUACUAACCGGGUAGAGUGAGGAGGGUGGUGGGACGCAGGGCCGACAUUGUGUACUACGACAGUGGAGAGACAGAGACUGAGUACACAAGCCUGCUGCUGUCCACACUGCAGCUGCUGUCAUUUGGACAGGACUGUCUGUCCACACUUUCACUGGAACCUGAACCUCUGGACUUUUGAUUGUUCCUCAUUUCAGAGUAAACGUUUGUUCCACUGCAUUCCCUAAUGGGUGCACUGGGAUCAGAUUCACAUCACUCUGUGAUGCACAGCUGUAAUGAAUUACUGUAUGUACCAUUAAUUUGCCUUUUGUCUUUGUCUUUUUUGCCAUUGCCAAUAUAUGUUUCUCCAUGUACAGUAGCUCGGUCCGUGUUUCAAAGACUUCAAUACCAUCUUAGAUUACACAGCAGUGUAUCCUCCCUUCCAAAUGUCUAUUAGACUUGUUGAUGGUGCAUAUGAGUGGUCUUUAUCACUUGGUACAGUCGGGAUGAUCAUCAGUGUCAUCAGUCAGUGCUAGUGAUUCAUAUUCAGGGGUGUUAAAGACGCGCUGUUGUUUAAUAUGCUAUAUCUGAGGUAAGUGGAAUUACAGGUUGUUUAGUGGCAGCCUAUCAGCUUCCAACAUGUAUUGAGUUCAUUCCUUCAUAAUAAUAUUGUUGGUUAUCACAUUCAUCUCAUUUGUCCACUUUAUGUUGGCUGUGGUUAGCUGUGGCUGCUAUCCGUGAGCUGCUCAAUCUGACUGCUUGGUUUGAUUUGGGAGAUGAAUGGAUGUAGUGCAGAUGUUGCCUGUUAAACAAUGUUGUGUUAUUCCUGACAUUCCUUAAAUGUUAACUAUUGUUUAAUGUUCUGUCAGGCUCUGGGCGAUUAGCCUGGUGGAGAGCAUCAUGUUCAACUUGGUGAAGAUCACACAAAUGUAUUUUUAACUUGGUCUCUGUAGGUUUAUGCGUCUUUAUCAUGAGGGAACCACGAGGCAGGUCACCAAUUUACUGGUUUUUAGAAUCCUCUUAGACACAAACAACGUUGAUGAGUGGUCCAGACCUGUAGCACGAGUAAGGGCAGCUCGUUUGAUUCAAGAAAAAUAAAAUGCCUUAAUCGUUUAAAUAUGAUACUCGAAUAAAGUAUUUAACUAAAACCAAAUUAAUAUUCUGUUCAUCUCAUCAUCCUCAUGGCUACCAGUCUUUUGGAUGUUAUCAUUUCUUUUGGCAUAUUUUGGUUCAGAACUUUUAGCCUACAUCAGUUUUAUGUUUAAUUCUAAUUUAUUAGCGUCUAACUUCAUAUGUGCCUUUCCAUCUUUUUUCUGUCACUGCUGACAACUGUUCACAUUUUCCAAUACAACGACUGACACUGCUGAA